Molecule: messenger RNA, 1828 nt
Organism: Lactuca sativa (garden lettuce)
Lineage: Eukaryota; Viridiplantae; Streptophyta; Magnoliopsida; Asterales; Asteraceae
Product: putative carboxylesterase 18
Molecular function (GO): hydrolase activity
Source: RefSeq, a predicted model, not a curated record
GGGUUAACAUAUCCAAUGAAUGGGAACUUCGAUCCAGAUUUCGAGCAGGUCCAGAACCUUCGGCCUGCAUUGUUGCCGGUCCACGAUGUCAGAAAUAUUGCUCCUCGACCGAAGAAGCAAACUAUCAUCAUUGUCCUCUUUGUGUUCUUUAAAGGCACGGUUGUUCUAACCUUUGGAGAAGAAAGUGAGAGUUGGAGAAGAAAGAGCUCUAAAAAAGAGAUAACGAUAUGGCAUAUGAUUUAAAUUAGUGAAAUGGAACCAUGCUUAUUAACGUUCAAUUUUACCCUCACAUGCUAUGCACAUGAGGGGCUUUAACGACAAUUUAAUGACGCCGUCUGAUAGAGGGACCUUUUAUGUAAUAUCGAAAAAUCGUAUGGACCGACUUUAUCCAUUUUCUUGAAGCUGUACUAUAUGUGUUUAUUUCAAGAUACCAUAGGGACCAUUUAUGUAAUUUUGUCCAAAAUUUAAAAAGAACUACGUCGAUCAUAAAAAUCAGCUAUUCGUAUUUCCGUCUCAUCUUUCGAUGGAAGCUGCCGCCAAAACUUCGGCAUCAUUCACCUUGUCCUGGAGACGUCGGAUUCUGUUUUCGGUAGUCUCUAGAGCACUUGCAGCAGUUAGCCGGAGAGAUGGCACCGUGAACCGCCGUAUCCUCAAAUUCAUAGACUUCCGGACCCCGGCGUCGUCCAAACCCAUCAACGGCGUCAAGACGUACGACAUCGUCGUAGAUUCCACUCGCAAGCUCUGGUUCCGAGUAUUUGUCCCCACACAGCAGUCCAUAGAAGAUCUCCCGGUAAUCAUCUUCUUUCACGGCGGUGGAUUCGUCUUCCUCGCCCCCGACCAGGACAUUUACGACGUUUUUUGCCGCCGGUUGUCCAGAAAACUGCCUGCAAUCAUUGUUUCUGUCGGCUAUCGUCUUGCACCGGAGCACCGGUACCCUGAUCAGCAUGAUGAUUGCUUUGAUGUGCUGAAGUUUUUGGAUGAUGAGGAGAAUUGUUCGAAGUCGUUACCAGAGAAAACGAACAUUUCACGGUGCUUUGUCGCUGGAGAUAGCGCUGGCGGAAACCUAGUUCAUCACGUUGCUCAAAGAGCAUGCGAAUUCAACUUCCAACGACUUAAGGUAAAUGGCGUGUUAGCGAUUCAACCUUUUUUUGGAGGAGAAGAGCGAACGAAUUCUGAAAAAAAAUUCGACGGAAAAGCUCCCCUCGCAUCAUUAAAGCAAACAGACUGGUACUGGAAUGUGAUCAUGCCGCCAUGUGAAAGUUACAAUCGUGACCAUCCGGUCAUCAAUGUUAGCGGCCCAAUGGCGGUGGACAUAUCAAAACUAGAUUUUCCGGCGACAAUGGUGGUGGUUGCUGGCUUUGAUUUUCUAUAUGAUUGGCAGAAAAGGUAUUGCGAGUGGCUGAAGAAGUCAGGGGUAGAAGUGUACUUGGUUGAGUACACAAAUAUGUUCCAUGCUUUUUAUGUGUUUCCGGAGCUGCCUGAAUCUGAACAACUUAUGUGGGAUGUGAAGGAGUUCAUUCAGAAUGUCUUAAUGAAGGUGAAUUUGAAAAAAAACGGAAUGGAGAAAAUGGUUGCAGAAAAUGGUGAAUAACACACUUUUGUUGCUUGUGCAUUAUCCAUUUCACAGACCAAAGGAGGCACACUUCAUGGUGUGUGGUGCGAAAGUGCCUAGCAUAAUAGGUUGUAUGCGCAACAAGUUUUCUAAAAUUAUAUGCAAUUUAUCUUAAGAUUGUUAAUUUUUAGAUCUCAUUAUGUGUAAUUUGGGUAACAAUUCCAUCUUAUCCAUGGCACCAUAAGUGAACUGGGAAGAAAAUCAAAUGUUGAGUCA